Molecule: messenger RNA, 1311 nt
Organism: Helianthus annuus (common sunflower)
Lineage: Eukaryota; Viridiplantae; Streptophyta; Magnoliopsida; Asterales; Asteraceae
Product: FK506-binding protein 5-like
Exons: 3
Coding region: 1-1311 (436 amino acids)
Source: RefSeq, a predicted model, not a curated record
AUGGGUCUUGAAGAUAUUGGAGACUUUGAUUUUGCAAAUAUUGCACAAGUGAAGAAUGUAGAAAGUAAAGUUGAUGCUGUUGCAGUUGAAAGCAAAAGAGUGGCUGAUCGUGAAAAGAUUCUUGAAAUGCGUGUAAAGAAGUUAGAAUCUGAAAACAAGUCUUUAUUGAAGAAGAUAGAUACAGAUCAGUUUGAAAUUGAUGUCUUGAAGGUGAGAGUGGCAGAGUUAGAGGAAGAAAAGACUCGCCGAGAUGAACAGAACAAGUACUUUGAACUGAAGAACAAAGAACUUGAAGCUGCAAAGGCGUUGAAAGGGCAUGAAUUUUAUAUGAUGAACAAAGUGAUAGAGAGUGUGCUCGGAAAGUCGAUAGAGAAAAGAUUUGAGGAAAUUCAAGUUGAAGAGGUCAGGGCUAAACGCCAAGCUGAAAUUGAAGCUCAAAUGAGAGACAAAGGCAAGAGUGCUGCAGGCAGUAUUGCAGUAGCUGAAAGAUCAAUUGUUCCAUCACUAGUUGUUGAAAAUCCUGUUCUUAUAUCUUCUGUGUCAGCAAUCUUUGAAGAAAAUGUAUCACUUGAAGAUAUUGCUGUUGAUGAUGAGGAAGAUGAUAGCGAAGAGGAUGACAAUGAAGAGGGUGAUGACGGAGAGGAUGAUGAUGAGGAAAAAGUGUUUUAUGCGAGUAGUCAUGGUUCUGAUGAUAACAAUGAUGACAAUGAUAAUCAGGAGUUGAUUCUUCGAAUAGAGCCUCAUGUUGAAGAAGGUGAGAUCCGGUAUACCUACACAUUGGAUGAAGUCCUGAAGAUGUUCAAUGUGAAUGAAGAUGAAUUUAAGUUUGAUUUCAAAGAAGAACUGAAUGCGUUCGAUAUCAACCAUCAACCAGAGUAUGAGUACAAAUAUGUUGAAGAUGCAGAUGUGUAUGACAGGGUUGAGGUUGAAGACUGUUCUGAUGAAGAGGAUGUUUCAGAAGAUACUUCUGAACUUCCAACACUGAUGGACUGGGGUUUUCUACCUCACGUUAAUGCAUAUGCAAUUAGAAGAGAGUGUGGCGUGCAGUAUUUCGAACGUUUAUAUGAUAUUAUGUCUCUGCCAUGGUGGGAUGUAGAGGAGUUAUCGAAGGUGAGAACCUUAGGGUAUCCAGUGAGGAAAAAUGAUGCUGCCAUGUGGGGCUUGAUAAAGUUUGAAGCUUUGAAAAACUUUAAACACUGGAAGCCGCAUUACCCAAAGAAGGUGCGAAGAGUGAAUCCUGAAUCUGGUAAUGUAGAGAUUAUCCUGAACAUGAAAAAGCCGAAAGCGAUGAAAAACAUACCAGUGCCAUAG